AAAAAUAAUAGUCUUCCCAUUGUAUUACUUUGGAAGAAAUUACACAAACCUUGCUCAAGUGUUCUUCCCUUAGUAUCAUUUCUUUUUUCUUUUUUUUGGUUCAAAUUAAAUUUAUCCUUUCUUUACUUCUCAAAUAUUUGAUAUAAUAAACCCUUUUUCUUAAAACCUAUCUAUCCUGAUUAUUUCUGCAAUUUAUGAAAUGGGCGUUGAAAAGCUUAGAUCUUGUACAAUCUACCUUGAGAACUCUAAGCCCUACAUUGCUAUGAUCCUUUUACAAUUUGGCUAUGCAGGCAUGAUUAUUAUAAGCAAGCUUUCUCUCAAUGGAGGCAUGAGUCAUUAUGUCCUUGUUGUUUAUCGCCACGCUUUUGCAACCGUUGCUAUAGCUCCAUUCGCCAUAAUCUUUGAAAGGAAGUCUCAACCAAAGAUUACAUUUCCCAUUUUCAUUCAAAUUUUCCUCCUAGCUUUGCUUGGGCCGGUGAUAGAUCAAAACUUAUACUAUGCUGGGUUGAAAUUAACAUCUCCAACCUUCUCAUGUGCAAUGACCAAUAUUCUUCCAGCAAUGACUUUUGCAAUGGCUGUUUUAUGCCGGAUGGAAACGGUUAACAUGAAGAAGUUAAGAUGCCAAGCAAAGGUGAUUGGAACCAUUUUAACUGUGGCUGGGGCAAUGUUGAUGACCUUAUACAAAGGUCCUAUUGUGGAGUUAUUUUGGACUGGACAUAUAUUUCAUAGUAAAAGCAAUGCAACAAACAUCACAAGAUCCUCAAGCAAGAAUAAUUGGUUUUUAGGUUCCAUUUUACUAAUCAUUUCUACCAUUGCAUGGGCAUCACUCUUUGUUUUACAAGCUAAAGCAAUAGAAACAUACAAGAAUCAUCAGCUAACACUCACAUCACUUAUAUGUUUCUUUGGCACGAUUCUAUCUUUUGUGACCACUUUGAUUAUGGAACACAAUGCUUCUGUGUGGACAAUUGGUUGGGAUAUGAAUUUAUUUGCUGCUGCCUAUGCCGGGAUUGUUGCAUCAAGUAUAUCAUACUACAUACAAGGAUUGGUUAUAAAAAAUAAAGGGCCUGUUUUUGCAUCAUCAUUUAGCCCUUUGAUGAUGAUCAUUGUAGCCAUCAUGGGGUCCUUUAUCCUUGCAGAGCAGAUUUUUCUUGGAAGCGGAAAUACCAAAAGGACAAACUUUCUCUUCUAGAUAAGAUCACCAUCCUCUCCCAAAGCAAGAGAGACGUUGCUAGCACUUGCCUCAGAGUUUUCUUUCAGCGUCUUGUGUAAUCCUGAUUGUAUCAGCACAUCCUUGACACAUACUUUCCACAAGGCAAAGUUGAUUCGUCCAUCAAACUUCUCUAUGCCAAACUUCAUUGCGUUUGAACAAGACAUAGAAGUUGCACAAUACCAUCCUUCUUCAGCACUUUCACAAUAUCACACUUUUUUUUUCUUCUGAUGUAGAAGAUCAGACAAUGCUGCAACCACGGAGCAUACUAAGAAUUGUGAUAUCUCACCGAAUCGAAGCUCAUGAUACCACUGUUAUGAAAUAAUAGGGCUGAAGAAGAAAAAUAAUCGCAAUCACUACACAAGAAUAUAACGAGGAAACUCCAAAACCGGAGAAAAAACCACUAUCGUUGUCUUAACCGACAACCAGAGAAUUAUUACUAUGUGAAUUUUUUUUACCACACAUAGACUUCUUUCACUCCCACCUCAAUGUCCCAGGACAACCACACUCUCACAAAGCAAAUAUUUAAAUUAAGUCAGAUAUAAAUAAGUUUAAAGUUCUAUUGACUGAUGCAUCUAAAAACAAGGAACCUAGGUUUAAUAUAUAGCCUUGGUCUUCCCUUUGCUUCACCAAACUAAGCGAUAUGAGACUUCUCUAAUAACUAAUAUUUUUUAAACUCUUUUUUUAUUCAAGAAAUUUGACAAUCAAACUCAACAUAAGGCUUAUUAAUUACCAAGAUGACACCUCUUGGAGUGAAAAUAACUUUAAAGAGUUUUAGUUUGUGUGUUAGACAGGAUCGCCUGAGGGUGGGCACAAAUUUUUUUUGGGACAUAUGCUAACAAGUAUUUAAGGGACAUUAGGUUUUAUGAAAAAUAUUGCUCGCAAAAUUAGCUGCCUUCAUAUUAAUUACAAAAAAUUAAAAUGAGUCAAUAAUAAAAAUAA
Messenger RNA from Medicago truncatula (barrel medic), 2149 nucleotides. Its product is annotated as WAT1-related protein At5g07050. The transcript has 7 exons. NCBI's taxonomy places the organism in Eukaryota, Viridiplantae, Streptophyta, Magnoliopsida, Fabales, Fabaceae. Gene Ontology annotation, cellular component: membrane. Bases 200 to 1189 code for a protein of 329 amino acids. The record is from RefSeq and is a predicted model, not a curated record. Gene Ontology annotation, molecular function: transmembrane transporter activity.